Cephus cinctus (wheat stem sawfly) is the source of this 1888-nucleotide messenger RNA. Its product is annotated as fumarate hydratase, mitochondrial. Lineage: Eukaryota; Metazoa; Arthropoda; Insecta; Hymenoptera; Cephidae. The transcript has 7 exons. The coding region runs from base 143 to 1666 and encodes 507 amino acids. Gene Ontology annotation, cellular component: mitochondrion; tricarboxylic acid cycle heteromeric enzyme complex. The record is from RefSeq and is a predicted model, not a curated record. Gene Ontology annotation, molecular function: fumarate hydratase activity. Gene Ontology annotation, biological process: fumarate metabolic process; tricarboxylic acid cycle; malate metabolic process.
AAGAUUAAUCUGUGUCUGUGCUAAGGUGUCUGCAAGAGCAGACACAAUUUGGUUCCAAUAAAGGCGGCCUCUUUCUUACGAUAAAGGGGAUCGUGAAGCAAUCUUUUUGAAUAAUUUUUAAAUCUCAAUAGAUAGUGAAAAUAUGGCUUUGAAUAUUUUGAGAUGCCGAAUUGUCGGUGGUUCAAUUCGCCAUCUGAAAGAGGCCGGUGGUCUUCUAACCGUUAAAAUUAACAAUUUCGAUACGCCAGUAUGCAGUGCGUCCAAGGACAGUGAAAAGGGCUACAGAUUGGAGAGAGAUACUUUUGGAGAGCUAAAAGUACCGGCUGACAAGUAUUAUGGAGCUCAAACGCUCAGAUCUGUUAUCAACUUUCCAAUUGGCGGUCCUUCUGAACGGAUGCCAUAUGGAGUAAUUGUCGCCAUGGGUAUCCUGAAGAAAGCAGCUGCCGAGGUGAAUAAGGAAUACGGAUUGGAUCCGAAAAUUGCCGAUGCUAUUAGUAAAGCUGCGGAUGACGUUAUCAGUGGAAAACUUUAUGAAGAUCAUUUCCCUUUAGUUAUCUGGCAAACUGGUUCUGGUACGCAGACCAAUAUGAACACAAACGAGGUGAUAUCUAAUCGAGCUAUCGAAAUACUUGGCGGUAAACUUGGCUCGAAGACACCUGUUCAUCCCAAUGACCACGUUAAUAAGUCCCAAAGUUCGAACGACACUUUCCCAACGGCAAUGCACAUAGCCGUUGCCAUUGAGAUUAACAAAGUAUUGUUGCCUGGUUUGGAACAAUUGCACGCUGCGCUCAAGAAAAAAUCCGAAGACUGGAAGGAUAUCAUAAAGAUCGGUAGGACACAUACACAGGAUGCUGUUCCACUCACGCUCGGCCAGGAAUUCUCAGGAUAUGCCACUCAAAUUGAAUAUGGAAUUCAGAGAGUUAAGGAUACUUUGCCAAGACUGUACAUGCUUGCCCUUGGUGGCACUGCCGUUGGAACUGGCUUGAAUACGCGAAAAGGAUUCGCUGAAAAAACUGCAGCAAAAAUUGCCAGUCUAACCGGAUAUCCGUUCGUUACAGCACCUAAUAAAUUCGAAGCAUUAGCUGCGCACGAUGCGAUCGUUGAAGUUCACGGUGCAUUGAAUACCGUGGCUGUGUCUAUCAUGAAGAUCGCCAAUGAUAUUCGAUUCUUGGGCAGCGGACCUCGUUGCGGCCUUGGAGAGCUUUCUUUGCCGGAAAAUGAGCCAGGAAGUUCGAUCAUGCCUGGAAAAGUUAACCCUACUCAAUGCGAGGCCAUCACUAUGGUUUGCGCUCAAGUUAUGGGGAAUAAUGUAACAACCACUAUUGGUGGUAGCAAUGGACACUUUGAACUUAAUGUUUUUAAACCUGUCAUGGUUGCGAAUACUUUGAGAUCUGCUCGGCUUCUUGGUGAUGCUUCCGCAUCAUUCACAAAGAACUGCGUCGUAGGCAUUGUCGCUAAUGUUGAUAACAUUCAGAAAAUUAUGAAUGAAAGUUUGAUGCUGGUUACUGCCCUGAACCCUCACAUUGGUUAUGAUAAGGCUGCUGCAAUCGCUAAGCAAGCUCAUAAGGAGAAAAUAACCCUGAAGGAAGCUGCUCUGAAAAAUGGUCUGACUUCUGAACAAUUCGACCAAUGGGUGAGGCCUGAAGAGAUGUUGGGACCUAAGUAAUAAAGAGAGAAAAAGAAAGUUGUCGAAACAAAAGUAAAUCGUCAAACAAAAAUCAUGCAGAAAAUGUUCUGUAUUAAUUUGGAUCGUGUAUAUAAUCGUUGAGGGAUCUAUAAAACAUGAUCCAAAGCAAUACGCACUUUGAUAAUAGUAUUAAUGAAAGCUUUGUGAGACAGAAGUAUAUCGUUAUAAAUAUUAAAAUACAGUUGAGUUUUAUUUAAAAAA